This is a messenger RNA of Haemonchus placei, 1410 nucleotides long. The record is from the annotation of a GenBank genome assembly. Lineage: Eukaryota; Metazoa; Nematoda; Chromadorea; Rhabditida; Trichostrongylidae.
AUGCUGCUUCAGAGUAUUAUAUCGAACUCUACCGCACUCAGUUACGAUAUCGAAUCAUCUUCUGGUGCAUUCGAAAUUGAUCAUUCAACAGGGACCACAGUUGCUAUGGUCACAGCACGGACUGAUCGCCACGAUGUUGUUAAAUCGUAUAGUCUUGAGGGUGCUGAUGCCAUGUUUUUCUCAGUAAACAAUGAGGGUGCAAUACGACUUAAAGACUCAGUAAUUAAUGUUCCUCGAUCAGAUUUAAGCUUUGUCGCAAAAGCUGAAUAUUUGAAAACAUCAGGCACAGUACCGAUCCACAUCACGGUAUCACCAUCACAUGAAAAUGUCGAGCUAUUUUUUGAAAAUAGCUCGUAUGAGGUUAGAGUGAUGGAAAAUUCGCCCGUUAAUGGAUAUGUACUCAAUGCCGAGCUCCUCAUUCCUGAUUCGAGCGGUGUUAAAUACUUUAUAGAGGCUCUGAACGAUGCCAAUAUAAUAAAAGACAUUCUCGAUAUUGAUUUAGGCGGGCGUAUCACCGUCAAAGAGGAGUUGCAGGGUAAUGCUGGAAUGCACGAAUUCCAAAUUCGUGCUAUCAAAGAUAGACAGCAUGCGUCAGCCGAUGUGAAGCUGCACAUUUUGAGAGCCUACAAGUGCAUUCCAGUGUUUCUCGGUGCGGAAAAUAUCGAAUUCAUCGUCAAAGAGAAUAGUCCAGCCGGUUUGACAAUCGGUACCGCAUCAGCUGCUACCCUCGACAGCAAAUGUGAGCUUAAGUAUCAUCUUUGGGAUGCACGUGCUCAUAAGUACACCAGCGAAACGGACAUCGCCUCUAUAGACGUCAACACCGGCAGGAUCCGAAGUCGAGUGCCGUUUGACUACGAAGAGAAGUCAAACUAUCCGCUAGUCUUGGGUCUUCAAGCUGGUGCCCAUCACUUCGUACAGUUGGCCAGUACUCUGCGAAUAUUGGAUGUUGAUGAUCACCCUCUGACGGCGGUGCUCGAUAAUGUUACUGUAGAGGUACCAGAAGAUGUUGCUACCGGUACACUAAUCGCUACUAUGCGUGCUGUGGACAACGACGAAUCACAGACAGUUUUCUACCGUUUCCGCCUCCAUUCCGAAGAGUUUGCUUUGAACGCAACCACUGGCGAGGUUACAGUGGUAUCAAGUCUUGACAGGGAAAUCAAUGACAUAUACAGGUUGGAAAUCGGCGCGAUCAACAACGAGGACGCAAAAACUAAUGAGAUUAUGGUAUGGAUGUCACUUCGCAUUCGAGUCGCGGAUGUGAACGAUAAUGGACCGCUGUUUGAACGCAGUCACUACUUCGCCCUUGUCAGCAAGACCGCAUUACCUGGUGAUGAAAUAGUGACUGUGAGCGCAUUCGAUCCAGAUCGCUCAACACCAGAAAAUGGUAGGAGGGAAGGAACACCUGAGUGA